Pongo pygmaeus (Bornean orangutan) is the source of this 5711-nucleotide messenger RNA. RefSeq names its product leucine zipper transcription factor like 1 (gene LZTFL1). NCBI's taxonomy places the organism in Eukaryota, Metazoa, Chordata, Mammalia, Primates, Hominidae. Bases 2499 to 3398 code for a protein of 299 amino acids. Gene Ontology annotation, biological process: negative regulation of protein localization to cilium. Gene Ontology annotation, cellular component: cytoplasm. The record is from RefSeq and is a predicted model, not a curated record. The transcript is spliced from 10 exons.
UCUAUGUAUCACCUAUUUUUUUUUUACUUAAUUAUUUUCUUCAUUUCCUCUUUCUACUUAAGUAAAGCCUCACCUUAGUCCCCCUGCAUCCCCCCAAAAUUUAUAGUGUGGGGGCAGCUGGGGCUUUCUGAGUCCCUCCACUUCUUCCCUCAGAUUUCCCCCUCAGAUUUUUUCCUGACUCACUAUCAUGGCCACAGAACCUUGCACACAACAGGGGUUCUGUAAAUAGUGGCAGAAUGAGUGAAUCUGUUGGCAUCCCUGAGGAGGCCAUCAUCAGCUUUCCAUUCCACUUUUUGCCAAGUCUAGGCUGCAAAAACCCUGAAACUGGUGGUCUUAGUAUUAUGACUGGGAACUUAUAAGUCUCAUUUCAUAAUAAAAUAAAAAGAAUUUAUCUUCAUUUUAUUUAUGUUGAACUCUGCUAAAAGGUACAAAAUGGACCUGUGUGCCUCUUGCCAAAUUUACACACACACAUACACUCACACAUACACACAUUUUAAAAAACUGUCACAGCAAUUAAAAAAAAAAUAAAAACAGAGCCUAAGAAGAUCACUAGUAAAGUAGGAUGGAGCUGUUCUCCCUCACGGCUCAAAUUGUUUGCUUUGGUGACCAACCCGCACUGGUAAACAACCUGAAGUACAAGUUCAGCCUUUUCAUGACCCAAAUUCAUCACUUUAAGACUAAAAUUCAUGUUCAGAUUUGCUGACACUAUUUAGACAGCUUAUGUAACAACACUCAACUCUGUUGGGUAGAUUGGCUAAUGGUGAUUAACCUCCUUGGUAUGGAAGAUUUUAGAUUAAAGCAGAAUUUUAAAUUACAAUAACUAGCUGAUGGAGUUUUGCAGAACAACUUUAAAAAUCCCCAAGCCACAAAUGUAAUAUUUGCAUUAUACACACACUCCUUUCAUUCCCUUGAAUUGAUAACACUUCGCAAUCACAGGAUUUGGCCUGUGAGAAAAUAAACGAGCUUUUCAGCAGUACGAGCUGAUGCACAACUUUGUUUACUGAUCAGUCAUAAAAGUUUUUAUGAACUUCAUCUCGCACCCACAACACCUUGUAAAGUGACCCUCUCACUAUGUGAACACAACGAAUGUCUACAGAGGAAAGAACCAAGUAUUAUGAGGAUUAACUACUGGAACGGAAUGUGUCUAUUAAUAGCUCAUAGUAGGCACUAAAUAAUGGCAACCAUUGUUAUCAAAUUCAACAACACUCACCAAACAGAAAUGGGGAGGUGGGAUGGUAAAGGGGAAGUUUAACUGAGCUUGGAAGGGGUUAAUAUGCAGGGUUGAGAGAAUCUGCCCUUAAGAAUCUUUCAAGAAGACAGGGAUCCUGCCCAAAUGCCAUUGCAGUGCCAAGGGUAGGGAGCCUAGCCAAAGCUGAAGUUGGGCAUACCCACGCCACUACCUUCAGGCCAUCCUUCCAUGCACUGGAGUGCUCCAGGCGACACACAGGAGAACCUUGUUUACUGUUCUUGAACCAAGGCUUGAGAUCCUUCUGUGGGCAGAUGCCUGCACAUCACCUCUGUAUCAUCUGAGUGAAGGACUCUGAGGCCCUGGUAUUUGCAAUAAUCGAUCUCAUCCUACACUUGUCCUUCCAAGCCAGUGUUUCUAAGAGUGGUCCUGAUCUGUGAUCACUCCUGGAACAUCGGUUAAAAAGUGCAGAUCCCAAGGACCCAAGCUAGACUUGUGAAUCAGAAUUUCUGGAGAUGAGGCCCAGGAAUUUGUUCAACAAGCUUCCAUAGUAGUUCCAGGCAUAUGGAACUUUUUGAAAUUCACUGCUCUCGGAGAAAAUCCAUGCUUUUUGCAUUUUUUUUUUUUAAUGGAAAAAGGUUGCUAGAGACUUUUAGCUGGAAAUAUAAGAGAAGAUAAUAACAGUAAUAAUAAUGGGCGGAGUCAUGGGGAGGGGUCGUUUGAAGCUCUGUUUGAGAACCUGCUGGCGUUGGUGUUGUUGGCCUGUCUCAGCCACCCUGAUGCUCAGGCAGGAACUCCUGAAAAAAAAAAAAAACGUCUGGGCCGCGCCCUAUGAGACCAUUGAAAGGUCUGGGAUGUCCAUUGCAUCCUUGGGGUCACCUACGCCACAGGAAGUUCUGGACAAGAACUUCCCAACAAUCCAUAAGCGGACGCCCCGAGGCGCGAAGCACGUUGGCGGCCACAGGAAACUCCGGGCAGCCCAGCCCUCCCGCUACCUUCUGCAACUGCAGUCAGCUCCUAAAAGUGAACGUGGCACAAAAAGAUGGGACUUCCGGCCCUGGAAGCCAAUGCGCAUGUGGCAGUCAACCGGUUACGCAAUACUUCCUGUCGCGUGAUCCUGAGGACCAAUGAAAAUGCAUAAUUGCAGUCCACGUGCCUCGGUUUCCGUUAGCAACCAGAGGCUUCUAAACAACCUACCCUCCUUCCCCGUCUUCUGUGGUCCAACUACCCUCGGCGAUCCCAGGCUUGGCGGGGCAGCGCCUGGCCUCUCCCGUUCCUUUAGGCUGCCGGCUGCCGCCUGUCGCCUGCCGCCAUGGCAGAGUUGGGCCUAAAUGAGCACCAUCAAAAUGAAGUUAUUAAUUAUAUGCGUUUUGCUCGUUCAAAGAGAGGCUUGAGACUCAAAACUGUAGAUUCCUGCUUCCAAGACCUCAAGGAGAGCAGGCUGGUGGAGGAGACCUUCACCAUAGAUGAAGUCUCUGAAGUCCUCAAUGGAUUACAAGCUGUGGUUCAUAGCGAGGUGGAAUCUGAGCUCAUCAACACUGCCUAUACCAAUGUGUUACUUCUGCGACAGCUGUUUGCACAAGCUGAGAAGUGGUAUCUUAAGCUACAGACAGACAUCUCUGAACUUGAAAACCGAGAAUUAUUAGAACAAGUUGCAGAAUUUGAAAAAGCAGAGAUUACAUCUUCAAACAAAAAGCCCAUCUUAGAUGUCACAAAGCCAAAACUUGCUCCACUUAAUGAAGGUGGAACAGCAGAACUCCUAAACAAGGAAAUUUUAAGACUUCAAGAAGAGAAUGAGAAAUUGAAGUCAAGGUUGAAGACCGUUGAAAUACAGGCUACAAAUGCACUGGAUGAAAAGUCAAACCUAGAAAAAGCACUGCAAGAUUUACAGCUUGAUCAAGGAAAUCAAAAGGAUUUUAUAAAGGCCCAAGACUUGAGUAACUUGGAAAACACUGUCGCUGCUUUAAAGAGUGAGUUUCAGAAGACACUUAAUGACAAGACAGAAAACCAGAAGUCACUGGAGGAGAAUCUGGCAACAGCCAAGCACGAUCUACUCAGGGUUCAGGAGCAGCUGCACAUGGCUGAAAAGGAAUUAGAAAAGAAAUUUCAGCAAACAGCAGCUUAUCGAAACAUGAAAGAGAUUCUUACCAAGAAGAAUGACCAAAUCAAAGAUCUGAGGAAAAGACUGGCACAAUAUGAACCUGAAGAUUAAAACUGAAGAUUUCAUCGGGAAGCUACAACAUGCAAACAUACAAGCAGUCUCACCUCAGGCAUGUAUUUUGAAGCAUUUUGUCAUAUUCCCUCUCCUUAUUUUUCUAAUAUUUAGACUUUGAAUAUUUAGAACUAGAGUUCCUAUUUUCAGCUAGUUGAAAACAGAGAAAACCUAGUGAUUCUGUCUGGUCAUCCCACACACCUCUCUACUGAGUGCUCCAGAGUCUUAGCUCACAUGCACUGAGAAUUCUUUACAGCAAAGAAGAGAUUUUUAGAGUGGGAAGAAGAGGCUUAUCCUUCUGCAUUAGUAUAAAGAGUCUGUAUUUUUAAUAAGUGUUAAAGAAGCUAACAAUGUUUGUACUUAUGCAUUCCCCAUGGGUAAAAAUAGAUAAUAGCAUUAUUAAAGAUAGUUAUUACCAAAAAAGAGAGUUAUUACAAAUAAAUAUCUCUUUAUUUUUAAAAAUGAAAUCUUAAUUCAUUUACUCUAUUUGAUGAUAAACUAUGAAUUCAUUGAAAAUGUGAAUUCUAUUAUGAGUAGCCUUUUUACCAAUUAUAAGGAAAAUUUACAGCAGUGAACAUGAAUAUUCACUUAGCUUCCUCAGUCUCUCCAUCUUAAAGACCAUUUAUCAGAGGAGGUUCAGCAUUUUUUGCAGCAUAACUUUUCGUGAGUCUGUAUUACUAAUGGAUAAGUCAAAUCCAUCCUGCACUUCUACAGUUUAGAAAGUAUCUGGACUCAGAAUAAAUGUAAUAUUUAUACUUGUUUCCAGAAUGUUAUUUUACAUUUUAUGUUACAUAAGAACACUUUUUAAAAGACUUACAUUCAACAUAAAAUCAGCUAUCAGACUUCAGAUUAGACUUUAUUUAUGUGAGUCUAUAAUAAUUGUAUUUUCAAGAGGUUUUCACUAUAUUUUUGUUGGCCUGGUUUUCUCAGACGAUUUUGGACAAAUCAUUAGAAACUGGGCAUCAUAUCCACAGUUAUGUAAGGCAGUGAUAUACUAUAAGGAUAAACAAAGUCAAGUCCAUAAAGCAAUAAUCCCUCAGAAGGAAAUUCCUUGCUUUUCACAUAUUAAUAUUUAGUAAUUUUUCCUGCUUCUAAAAGUAAGAGUAUCACACCCUAAAUGAACACUGUCUACUAAGAGCCAUCAUUCCACUUCCACAAAUGAAGAUUUUAUUCCAAGAAACAAGUUUACUGAUUGGAGCAUAGGGCUUGUUGUUAUUUUUAUUCAAGCUUUUAGUAAUAGCCUUGAAUUUAUUAUUUUUCUUAUAGGCUUUUUGUUAAAAUAGUGAAGGAACAAAUGUUAAAGGGUAAGAUAAUUUCCCUGCAAAAGGACACAGAAGGCAGUCUUAAGAAGAUGAAUGGAUCAGAGAAGGGAGAGAAUAAAAUGCAAUAACAAGCCAGCAUUUACUAUGUAUUUUCUCCUCACCUGUCUCUCCAUAUUUAGGUCACUUACCAGUUUCUGUGCCCUUUUGGAGCUUUUGUUGAGGGCUUCAUUCUCACCCUGUAUUUCUUUAGCCCUAAAUUGACACUCUCUCCAAAAAUCCAUUCCAUUGUCUGUGGACCAAGAUGUUCUAUAUAAUUCAGAAGCAGAACUCUUGGCUAAAGGGCUAGUGUGGCCUUCAGAAACCAUUCAAUUAUUUUCUUCCUACACUUUUGUCAGUUUGAUACCAGUGAGGAAAAAACGUAUGUUGAUAAGAAACCUAUAUUACUAGGUAGAAUUUGUACUUGUUUUCUUGGUAGCAGUUUUGAAAUAUUCUGUACAGUAUCUUCCUAUUGUUUAAUAAUAAGUUCAAAAAUAUUUCGAAAACCUUAAAACCAACUAUGCCAAGCAUUAAGAUAAACAAAUAUGAUGUUCUUUGGCGUAAAUCAACAUGAUGAUUCUUUCACAUGUAAACACAUUUUAGUGUUUCUGGUGUGUCAUUUUUGUUGUUGUUGUUGUUGUUAUUUACUCUAUACCCUUUAGCAAAAUACAGUUUUAAAUUUUCAUUGUUUUUAGUAGUUUCCCAACUUUAAGAUUUAUCUAAUUUAACUGAGAAAGAAAGCCUUUUUCAUAUAUAUAUAUUGGAUUUCUAAGGAUGUUGGUUUGAGCCUUGAUUAGACUUUUGAUGUACUAAGCCAGACAGGCAGUCUGUACAUUGGUGAUCAUCACAAUGCAGCUUUGGUUUAAUUUAAUUCAGGCCUGCUGCUGAGUUAUGCACAGACUUUUUGUUGACUAAAAUAAAAUAUAAAGGGUUUUCUUCUGUUUGACAUUUGUGUUCAUUUUUUCUCUUUAUGUAUUACAUUUUAACCUAUAUUAAAUAAAUGUUUAAAUGAUAA